Molecule: messenger RNA, 3216 nt
Organism: Antechinus flavipes (yellow-footed antechinus)
Lineage: Eukaryota; Metazoa; Chordata; Mammalia; Dasyuromorphia; Dasyuridae
Gene: SLC1A7
Product: solute carrier family 1 member 7
Biological process (GO): L-glutamate transmembrane transport
Cellular component (GO): plasma membrane
Molecular function (GO): glutamate:sodium symporter activity; L-glutamate transmembrane transporter activity; neutral L-amino acid transmembrane transporter activity
Source: RefSeq, a predicted model, not a curated record
AUGAUGUACUUGAUAAUAGGAUUGUGGGCAUUCAUUUGGAGCAGUAAUAAAGCUGGAGGGAGCCCUUGUGGGGCCGGGCUGGGGGGAUGGGUGACCUCACAGGCUAAGCAGCCCGGGAGCUUGGAGCUGUUCCUCCCAGACCCCGGUCGGCCCGGGAAGUCCGGAGCGGGAGGACGGCUCCAUGGGAGGCUGAGCCCACGCCAGGACCCUGCCUCCGGGGCAGAGGGCACCAUGGCCCUGGCUUGGGAUGCUCUGCUGGCUCGGGUGAAGGACGUGUGCCGGAGGAAUGGCUUGCUUAUCCUGUCCGUUCUGUCUGUCAUCAUAGGCUGCCUCCUGGGCUUCUUCCUGAGGACCCGGCACCUCUCGCCCCAGGAAGUUAGUUACUUCCAGUUCCCUGGAGAGCUGCUGAUGAGGAUGCUGAAGAUGCUGAUCCUGCCCCUUGUUGUGUCAAGUCUGAUGUCAGGCCUGGCAUCCUUGGACCCCAAGACUUCCAGUCGCUUGGGAAUCCUCACCGUGGCCUACUACCUCUGGACCACCUUUGUCGCCGUCAUUGUGGGCAUUGUCAUGGUCUCCAUCAUCCACCCUGGUGGAGCAGCCCAGAAGGAGAUCACGGGCCAGAGUGGGAAGCCUAUCAUGAGCUCGGCCGACGCCCUGCUGGACCUGAUCAGGAAUAUGUUUCCGGCAAACCUGGUCGAAGCCACCUUCAAACAGUACCGCACCAAGACCACCCCGAUGGUCAAGUCGAACAAGGCAGAGCCGUCGGAGGCUACCCCCCAUCGCAUCCUCAUCUACGGGGUCCAGGAGGAGAACGGCUCCCAGGUGCAGAACUUCGCCCUGGACCUCACACCCGCCCCCGAGGUGGUGUACAAGUCCGAGCCGGACACUAGCGACGGCAUGAACGUGCUGGGGAUUGUCAUUUUCUCGGCCACCAUGGGGAUUAUGCUGGGCCGCAUGGGGGACAGUGGAGUCCCCCUCGUCAGCUUCUGCCAGUGCUUGAAUGAGUCUGUCAUGAAGAUCGUGGCUGUGGCUGUGUGGUACUUCCCCUUUGGUAUCGUGUUCCUCAUCGCUGGGAAGAUCUUGGAGAUGGAUGACCCCACAACCAUUGGGAAGAAGCUCGGCUUCUAUGCUAUCACCAUAGUCUGUGGCCUGAUAGUUCACGGACUCCUCAUCCUCCCCAUGCUGUACUUUGUCAUCACCAAGAAGAACCCCAUCAUCUUCAUCCGGGGCAUCCUCCAAGCCUUGCUCAUCGCCUUGGCCACAUCUUCCAGCUCGGCCACUUUGCCCAUCACCUUCAAGUGCCUGCUGGAGAACAACCACAUCGACCGGAGAAUCGCCCGCUUCGUGCUCCCCGUGGGCGCCACCAUCAACAUGGACGGGACGGCGCUCUACGAAGCCGUGGCCGCCAUCUUCAUCGCUCAGGUCAACAACUACGAGCUGGAUCUGGGCCAGAUCAUCACCAUCAGCAUCACAGCCACCGCGGCCAGCAUCGGGGCCGCCGGCAUCCCGCAGGCGGGUCUCGUCACCAUGGUCAUCGUGCUCACCUCCGUGGGGCUGCCCACCGACGACAUCACGCUCAUCAUCGCGGUGGACUGGGCCCUGGACCGCUUCCGGACCAUGAUCAACGUCCUGGGCGACGCGCUGGCGGCCGGGAUCAUAGCUCACAUCUGCCGCAAGGACUUUGCCCGAGACCUAGGCCCAGAGGGUCACAAGCCGGCUCCCUGCGACACGAAGCCCGUCAGCUUGGAGGAGAUCGUGGCGUCGCAGAGGAACGGCUGCGUGAAGAGCAUGGCGGGGGCCCACGGGCCGGCUCUGGCCACGGCCCUUCUCUCCCACCACGUCCCCGUGCAAGUGGAGCAAGACGAGGAGCCCGCUCAGCCCGCGCCCAGCGCCGAUCACUGCACCAUCGAGAUCAACGAGCUGGAGACCAACGUCUAGACGUCCUCCCCGGCUGCCAGCCCGGGCCACGGGGAGGCCAGGAGGCUCCCGGCAUCUUCUCCGACUCGCGGGGUCUGAGCACUGCCCAGGGCCCGCAGGCAACGGUGGGGCGCCCACCCCAGAAAAGCCCCCGCCGUCUCUGCAGCAGGAAGCCCACGGGGUCGCCUCGCUCCCGGCUCGGCCGGCUCAGAGGCGCGAUCCUGGCAAAGGGACGCCCGCUUCUUUUCCCUAGGGCUGCCCUGCUGAGACCUCUGCCACUCCUGGGUCCUAGCUACCCAGACCCUCAGUGCUCUGCUGGAAGCUUCUCAGGAGCCCCGGCCAUGGCCAGAGCAGCUCAGAAACCCAAGGUCCCCUCAGGGUCAGGGAGGGCCUGGGGGAGCCACAGCCUUCAGGUCCAGAGAGGGAGCACCAGGUCCAGAAUGGGGGAGGUCCAGAACGGGGGAGGUCCAGAGUGGGGGAGGUCCAGAGCGGGGGCUCCAGGUCCAGAGUGGGGCCUUUAGGUCCAGGGUGGAGGUUCCAGGUUCAGAGCGGGGGUUCCAGGACCUGGGGUCCCUGGGUUUUGUUCUGCAUCCCGAGGGGACUCUCCCUGGCUGAGAGGUGAGAGACGGCCAAGCCCCCUUGGGCUCUGGCAAGGGCCUCUGACUGGGAGGCCGGGUGCAGGCUGGGGCUCAGGACCUCUGAAAGAGGGGCCUCAGCAGCCCAGCCCAGCAGGCCUUCUGUCUUCCCGACACCGACCAGAGACUUCCUGUCCCCCCAACCCCAGGCCAUGUUCUGGGGAUAGAGGAAAAGACGGAGACGGCCCCUGGCAUUGGGAGGAAGAUGCUGUUCCUGCUUUUUGUGGGAGUAUAUAACAAACCUGAAGUUCUGGAGAAAGCCCGGGAUUUGUACUCGUCACUGGGGAGGGUGGGAGGCGAUGGCGGACAAGGAGGGGAGGGGUGAGAGGAGGCAGCAGCAUCAACAGUCUGGCUGGUGGGAGAGGGCCAGCCUCAGAGCGGGUCAGGGAGCAUCUAUUAAGCCCCUAGGGUUUGCCUGGCCCUGUGUUCGGGAAGGACCACGUUGGUGACAGCUUGAACUGCUUAAAGAGCUCAUUGUUAAACUCUCCGUGUGACCAGUUACACCUGGGAAAUCUGCGAACUCGGCAUCUCGUGGCGGGAGUUUGCGUCUCAUUGAUUGUCUAGACUUAAGGGAAUGAUGGAAAGAAUUUUUAAAAUCCAAUUUUAUCAUAUUUUCAUCUCUGAAUUCUCUCCUUCCCACUCUCUGUGCUUACACACACACACACAC